Molecule: messenger RNA, 3862 nt
Organism: Folsomia candida
Lineage: Eukaryota; Metazoa; Arthropoda; Collembola; Entomobryomorpha; Isotomidae
Product: endoplasmic reticulum aminopeptidase 2
Exons: 16
Coding region: 438-3404 (988 amino acids)
Biological process (GO): proteolysis; peptide catabolic process
Cellular component (GO): cytoplasm
Molecular function (GO): metalloaminopeptidase activity; zinc ion binding; peptide binding
Source: RefSeq, a predicted model, not a curated record
CCCCUUUGGUCCAUAUCGUUUCCACCUCCCAUUCAGUUAUGCGACCUAGUAAACACUGAAAACUCGCUGGAAGAAAAUAAUUCUCGAGUGAAAUUACUUAAUUAUAAAGUCAGUAAAGUUUUCAGAUCGGGUAGUUAACAUAUAUCACGGUAUCUGAGUAUCUGCAGUUGUAAAAUAUCUGUCGGGAGUGUGCCCCUGCUUUCUUCCCCAUCAUUUCACAGUGAAAGUUGAGAAGUUCUAAAUCGUUAAAAAUGUUGUAAAUAAGCUAACCAAAGUUUAAGGGUCUUUGGGUGUGCAGGUCUUUCUGGCUGGAUUUUGACAUGGAGGAAUAAAGUGAUCGGGCACUAUUUGCAUAUGAGCUAUCUUUAACAGUUGAGAUUUAUGUGCAUCGCAGAGUGCUGUGUUUGUGUCGAGUAUGCGAAGUGGAGCUUCAUUAAAUGUCAUCCAUCAAGCCGAGAAGAAUGAGCGUUAGGAUGAGUGAGCAUGAAGUUGAUGAAGUUACUUUCCUCACGGGGGAAUCAACCAAUGCAAAUAAACGAACUCUUUACGAGCAGGAACGGAUUGCCGUGUGCUCACAGAAACGGGCGGUGGGUGUGGCCCUCCUCGUCUUUUUUGCGCUUUUCUUUGUCGCCGUCAUCAUUGCCUUUGCGACUCCUCUCAGUGGAUGUUCUUUCUUAACUGGACCAUCGGACUCUUCACUAAAUCCGGAUGAAGGUUCGGACGAACAUGACUUUAUUUCCGAGUCUGGAGAACUUUUUCCAUGGACGAAACCCAGACUACCCACCGACAUCAAACCAACGCACUACACAAUCUCCAUCCACCCAAACUUGACCACUUUAGAUGUUACAGGAUGGGUGGUGAUACGUUUCGAGGUGUUGGUGGAGACGAGCCUGAUUGUUCUGCACAGUCGGAAUAUCACCAUCAUCGACAAGUGGGUGAAGGAAGAGGUCGAGGACGGUCAUCGUGUGGAGCCUCUCAACAUUUCUCAGUUGCUGGAGUAUCGCCCAUUUCAAAUGAUUUCGUUGGAAAUGAAGGACGAAAGUGCUCUUAUCCCUGGAAAAAACUAUUCACUAGGAAUCCGUUUUCAUACAAACAUUAGCACGGAGCUGGAAGGAUUCUACCUCAGUAGUUAUGUAAAUUCUCAGGGAGAAAGGAGAUAUUUAGCAACCACCCAUUUUGAACCAACUUACGCCCGGUCUGCCUUCCCCUGUUUUGAUGAACCACAAUUUAAAGCAGCCUUCAAAAUGAUCAUUAUUCGUAACCAAUUUCACAAAUCGUUGUUCAACAUGCCCAUCAAGAAGAUUGAGACAGUUUAUUACGGGUACAACAUGGAACUGUGGAGGGACGAGUUUGAAGAAUCCGUCGAGAUGAGCACUUAUCUUGUCGCAUUUGUCAUCUGCGACUACGAGAGCAUUAGUAACAAAACGAGCAAAAAAGUUGAAGUAUCCAUCCAUACGCCACACGGUCUUCUCAAUCAAGCACAAUUUGCACUUCAAACUGCCGUCCAACUCAUGGACUAUUACGACGAGUUUUUCAGCGUAGCUUAUCCAUUACCAAAACAAGAUUUAAUUGCCAUUCCCGACUUUGGUGCGGGUGCAAUGGAAAACUGGGGCUUAAUCACGUACCGAGAAACUUCAAUUUUAUACGAUAAAAAUGAGAGCAGUUCGGCUGCUCAUCAAUGGGUUGCGGUGGUCGUGGCACAUGAGUUAGCACAUCAGUGGUUCGGAAACCUUGUGACGAUGCGGUGGUGGAAUGACCUUUGGUUAAAUGAAGGGUUUGCCAGUUUUGUGGAGUACGUGGGAGUGGAUCAUAUCCAGCCAGAUUGGAAAAUGAUGGAACAAUUUGUCUUGGAGAAGACGCAGACAGCUUUGGCACUCGACGCUCUUGCGAGCAGUCACCCCAUCUCCGUGGAUGUCCGUGACCCUCGGGAAAUAGAAGCCAUUUUCGACACGAUAUCGUACAACAAGGGAGCUGCAAUCCUUUAUAUGCUGGAGUCUGUUCUUGGCCAGAGCAAUAUGCGUCACGGGUUGAUGGACUAUUUGAACGAGCAUAAGUUCGACAAUGCGGACACAGACGAUUUAUGGACAGCUUUGAGCAGCAGUGCAAACGAUUCAAUGAAAGUCAAGACAAUUAUGGAUACUUGGACUCUACAAAUGGGAUACCCUCUAAUUCGCGUCCGCAUUGAGAAUAAUUCCAUCCGGGCGUCACAAACUCGAUUCUUGUUGAAUGCAUACGACAACGAAACAGAGCUAGAACACGUAGAAAAUCAGUUUGGCUACAAGUGGUACAUUCCACUCACCUAUGUCACCGAUCUUAAGCCCAGAAGCAUGCAACUCGUUUGGAUGAACAGGACGGAUUACGAGUUCAGCAUGUCCUUCCGAGCAGAAUGGAUUAAAUUCAAUGUUAAUCAAACUGGAUUUUAUCGAGUUCAAUAUGAAGGACAACUGUGGGAUUCCCUCAUUAAAGUAUUGCUUACAAACCCAUUCAUUCUGAGUCCAACUGACAGGGCGAGUUUGAUUGACGACGCUUUCACCCUUUGCAAGGCUGGACUGGUAGAUGCAAAUAUUCCAUUAGAAUUGUCCCAGUAUUUGAGCAAAGAGACAGAAUACGUUCCAUGGGCCACAGCUCUAGAGCAUUUCCGAUCAUGGAGCAAAGUUUUGUACGAGAGGAAGGCACACCGACCUCUGAUUCAGUACGUACAAAAAUUAACGGAACCAAUUUACAAGAAGGUCGGAUGGGCAGAUUCUGGAACUCACCUAUUCAAGCUGUUGCGAGGUGAAGUUCUCUCCACAACAAUUCAUUGUGAAAACAAGGAUGCGGAAAAGGAAGCAAUGGCAAGAUUUGACAACUGGAUGAAAAAAGGGGUCCGAGUUCCGCCCAAUUUGCGAGAAGUCGUAUACUCUGCUGGGGUAAAAUAUGGGGGUGUAACUGGUUGGGACUAUUGUUGGUCCAAGUACAACUCUUCUCGGGUUCCCAGCGAAAAGAAAAUCUUACUCAAAGCAAUGGGAUCGGCUGCGGAUCCAUGGCUUCUACAACAAUAUCUAGAAGCAUGUCUUGACCGAGAAGUCGUCCGACCCCAGGACGUUCGAACCGUCCUUGGCGUCGUUGCAGCCAAUCCAUCGGGAAGAUUACUGGCUUGGCGACACCUCCGAGCACACUGGCUCACCUUCCAGAGCAUGUUUGGCGAAGGGUCGUUUACGAUGGGCAGUUUAAUCACGGCAGUCGUGGGACAUUUUUCAAAUGAGUUUGAUUACAGAGAGGUGACGGAUUUCUUCAGCGACAAGGACGUCGGAUCCGGCACUCGUGCUCUGAAUCAGAGCUUGGAGACAAUUAGACUCAACAUGCAUUGGCUGCAAAAUAACGAGGAUGAUAUUGAGAAAUGGCUUCAAUCCCAUUUACGCUGACCCAAAAAUGGCAAUGGUGUGAAAAAUUUACUUGUGAACAUUGGAUUGAUUCGUGAUGAUGGUGACGUCUGUUGCUGUGGGUGUGACUCGUGAUGGUUCGAUGAUGAGAUGUAUCGUGUCGUGCCUUACUCAGAUAAAGUUAUUUUUCGCCUGUAAAGAUUUCUCCCAUCAUUCAUAUCCAAAAAGGAGGAAGCACCUCUUCCAAAAUUAUACGUAGGCCUGGACUCUGCUUCACGCAACCAAUCAUGGGCCACCUUAUGAAAUGCAUAAGUUUGGAACUAUGCUCUAGUCCUCUGCUACCAUGCAAAUAGAAUAAUUGCUUUUAGCGACGUGAAAAUUAUACUAUCAAAAAACAACGAAUUAAUAAUUCCUCUCUAUAUCUUUCCUAUACCCUGAAUACUUAUGUAUCUAUGUCUCACAGCCAUAUAAAUAAUAAAGUGUUUGAUGUACUAAAUUAA